Messenger RNA from Lolium rigidum, 991 nucleotides. RefSeq names its product protein MATERNALLY EXPRESSED GENE 5-like. The transcript has 5 exons. The record is from RefSeq and is a predicted model, not a curated record. Gene Ontology annotation, molecular function: mRNA binding. NCBI's taxonomy places the organism in Eukaryota, Viridiplantae, Streptophyta, Magnoliopsida, Poales, Poaceae. Bases 49 to 645 code for a protein of 198 amino acids.
UUUACUUCUAGCUUUCCUCCCCUUUUAGAUGUACCUGGCGCUCACGAGAUGGCUGGCUAUUACCCUCGUGAGGAAGAUAGGGCAGGAUAUGCUGCCGUGAGAGAAACUCAGGCUCUUAAUGCUUCCUAUGAGCGUUUUCUACGUACCGGGCAAAUUCAGUCCUAUGGUGCUGGACCUGCCGGGGGAUCUAUUAGGCCUACUGCGGGGGUUAAUGCUGGUUACCAGGCUGAUGAUCGUCCAGUGGUGGCUGCUGGGGGUAUGGAUGGCAGGAAUGCUGGUUUUGGUGGCGGAAUUUCAGAACCUCCCCUUCCUCCAGAUGCCUCAAAUACCUUAUUCAUUGAAGGCAUCCCUACUGAUUGUGAACGCCGAGAAGUUUCUCAUAUCUUUCGACCAUUUGUUGGCUUUAAGGAGGUGAGGCUUGUAACCAAAGACCCAAGACAUCCUGGUGGUGAUCCAAUCGUGCUCUGCUUUGUUGAUUUUGCUAAUGCUGCUCAAGCAGCUGUUUCCAUGGAAGCUUUGCAAGGUUAUAAGUUUGAUGAACACGACCGGAAUUCACCUCACUUGCGGCUGCAGUUUGCACGAUUUACGGGUCCGAGGGGACAAUCAGGACCUGGUGGUGGUGGUGGUGGUCGUGUUAGGCGUUAAGUUGGCAGAUCAUUUGUGAAUUUGCUCAGUCCAGACUUUUGUUGACCUAGCUGGAGGUUCUUCGUGUGCCGAUAACUUCAGCUAAUUUAGUCACCUUGUUUGGCUUGACCACAUCAGCUGUCGAUGUGCGAUGAUGAUAUUUUUCUUGUUGUACACCAGAUAUAUUUCUCAUAGUAAUAGUGUUGUAGUGUUCCAACUUUGUUACCCUGGUCUUGCAAAAUGCUUCUUUUUUUACAAAAUCAACUGGUUAAGAUGGGAGACGAAAAGGUUGCAGCUGUAAGCUAGUACAGUAGUAUUUCUGAAUCAUGUGGAAUUGUAUGUACAUACUGUUUUUGCUGAUUAAUGU